CAUAAAUUUUGCAUAAAUAUAAGCUGAAUGUUGAAGAUAUUUUCUAAUAUCCUUGUUCAUAAUCAAGUUACGAAAAUAGCAGCAGUAUGUCCCGUGAGCACUGGAAGAAACCAAGAUCAAGGGUCAACAGACAAAAUAAUUCACAAAGAUCAAGAAUUCCGCCUGGAUUGAAGGGAAAAGAAAUUGGACUGUAUUUUAGGGAUCGCGGUCGUGAAAGAAAGAACAAAGAGAAGAUUAUCAAUUUCGUCAUCCCAAAGCAUGUGCUUAUAGAUUUGGAGGACAAUCUUAUAACUAUAUCAGAAAUAGCCAAGCUGGAGAAAAUCAGUUUGAAACACAUUGUAGAUGUUGAUAUUUUUGAAGGCAGUAAACAUGGUAUUAAACUGGAAAAAAUGCAGAUAAAAAAUGAGAUUACAAAUGAUCCAAUGAAAGAGGAACCAGGUACCAGCAAAACUGAAGCUUCACCAAUAAAAACAUUUAAAGCCAAUGAUGGUUCUAAAGUGAACUCGGAACAUUUGAAUAACUACAAGUAUGGUUAUGAAGACAUAAUCACUGGAACUUUUAGUGAGAAACUUGAAGAGUGUCUGCAAAAAGGCGCAAGUAUUAACAAGUCUACUGAAGAAACAGAGCUCAUCAAUGUGGACCUCUACGAAGAACUCGAAGCUAUAAAACAAAAUAAAACUUAUAAAGAAAUGCUAAAGUUCAGAGAAAUGUUGCCAGCAUACAAGAAAGCAAAGGAAAUUGUUGAUAUAGUUGAAAAGAACCAAGUCAUAGUUAUAAGUGGAGAAACUGGCUGUGGAAAGUCUACUCAGGUACCUCAAGUGAUAUUAGAUGUUGCUAUCAGUAAUUAUAGGGGAGCUCAUGUCAAGAUAAUGGUGACACAGCCAAGGAGAAUUGCUGCCUCUGCCUUGGCCAUAAGAGUUGGGAAGGAGAGAGGGAAUAGUCUUAAGAAGUCUGUAGGCUAUGCUGUUCGACUGGAAAGAGUGGAAGAAAGACCUCGAGGAAGUAUUGUAUACUGCACAACUGGUAUUCUGCUAGCUCUUCUAGAAGUGAACCAGGGUCUUACAGAUUACAGCCAUAUAAUACUGGACGAAGUACACGAGAGGGACAGCCAUGUUGACUUGUCAAUGCUUAUGCUUAAGCAAGUAUUAAAGAAAAGAAAGGAUCUUAAACUUAUUCUGAUGAGUGCCACACUAGAUGCGGGAAGCUUGUCUGCUUAUUUCGACGAUGCUCCUGUAAUGCAUAUAGAGGGUUUGGCUUAUCCAGUCCAAGAUAUAUUUCUAGAAGACAUUCUAAAAGUCACAAAGUAUUCACCAAGGGAGGACCGACCGAGAGGCCCUCAGCCAAAAUGGAUGAAAUAUAGAAAAAAAGGCAAUGUACAUGAAAUGGAGAAAGAUAUUAAAUACAGGGCUGAAAUAAGUCACUGGCUUGAAUCUCAAAAGAAAAACUUAGACUUUGAUGUUUACAAAACUCUGCAGAAUUCGAGGAUAGAAGAUCUAGACUUAGACUUAAUAUUGCAACUCCUAAUUCAUAUUUGCAAAGGCAAGCCUGGGGCGAUACUUGUGUUUUUACCUGGUAUUGGUGAAAUAACUAAGCUUAUGAGACUUAUGGAUGAAAGUAGAUGCUUUCCAAGUCAGUAUUAUGAGAUAUAUCCUCUGCAUUCGAAGUUGGCUACUCUAGACCAGCAUAGAAUAUUCGAGAGGCCCCCAGAGUCAGUUCGAAAGAUUAUAAUAGCGACGAACAUAGCCGAGACGUCUAUAACCAUUGAUGAUAUAGUGUAUGUUGUGGACUGUGCUAAAAUCAAAAUAAACGGACUCAACGUGGAGCAGAAUAUAUCGACACUUGAAGUGCAGUGGGUUUCCAAAGCUAACUUGCAUCAGAGACGUGGUCGCGCGGGACGAUGUCAACCAGGCAUCUGCUACCACCUACUGACGUCAUACCGAGCGGAAAACCUCCAAGAACGCCUCGCACCGGAGCUGCAAAGGAGUAACUUACUAGAAGCCGUGCUAACUAUCAAGAGGUUGAGAUUAGGGCAAGCAGCGGAAGCGCUGAGCAAGGUCCAAGCUUCGCCCGCCGUUAAGACUAUAGAGUGGGCGGUUAGUCAUUUACAGAAAUGCGGUGCCCUAGACGAGACUGAGACGCUGACGCCACUAGGCUGGCAUUUGGCCCGUCUGCCGGUGCACCCGUCGGCGGGGAAACUGGUGCUGUUCGGAGCUCUGUUCGGAUGUUUAGACCGCGCUGCCAGCGUAGCCGCCGUUUGGGGGUUCAAAGACCCCUUUAAUCUAGUCAUAGGUAAAGAGGCGCAAGCGGAUGCAUGCAAACGCAACUUUAAUUUGGGCGAGCCGAGCGACCACAUAGCUGUGUCAGAAGCCAUCAUACAAUGGGAGCAGUGCCCCACUCGACACAAACGCUCCUUCGCUUACGACAACUUCCUAUCCAACAACACACUAGAAUUAUUAUCAGAUAUGAAGAAACAAUUAGGAGAUAAUCUAAAGCAAAUGGGCUUUUUGAAUACUGGUGAUGUGAAAUCGCCUUGGGAGAACCGAAACUCGGAUAAUCUUAGUCUCUUCAAAGCGAUAGUUGCCGCUGCGUUGUAUCCAAAUAUUGCGACGGUCAGAUGGCUCGGUAGAAAUCCAACAAAACAGAAAAGGAUCAUAGCGCAUAGCCCCGAAGACGGCAGGCUGGCGUUGCACCCCAGUAGUGUGAUGUCAGCGCCCAAGUCCAAGGCAAUUGUAAAGUUAUGUGACAACCCCGGAGCUAACUGGCUUGUGUACUGGCUAAAACAGAGAACUGCUGAGCUCUAUGUGUUCGAUGUUACCUUAAUUUAUACUCUACCACUACUCUUCUUUGGGGAAUUGAAGAUUAAUCUUGGUACCGAAGACCCAAACUAUUGCUUGCUAUCGAUAUCGUCGAUAAAGGUGCGAUGUCUGAAGGAUACAGCCAUCAAGGUGUACCAGUGCCGCAGCUUGCUGGAUCAAGUGCUAGCAUCAAAGAUUGCUGGCAACUUGACGACUCAGAACAAUUUUGAGGAUCGUGUGCUACAAACUGUGAUACGAUUAAUAACGGCAGAAGAUGAGCAAGUGGACUAUUAUGAUGACGACAUUUCUGAAUUAGAAUAUGACGAAAAAAGUGAAUAAAAUACUUUUAUAGUACCCUUACUACCU
Aricia agestis (brown argus) is the source of this 3161-nucleotide messenger RNA. RefSeq names its product ATP-dependent DNA/RNA helicase DHX36-like (gene Rhau). Gene Ontology annotation, molecular function: DNA helicase activity; G-quadruplex RNA binding; ATP binding. The record is from RefSeq and is a predicted model, not a curated record. NCBI's taxonomy places the organism in Eukaryota, Metazoa, Arthropoda, Insecta, Lepidoptera, Lycaenidae. The transcript has 12 exons. Bases 87 to 3134 code for a protein of 1015 amino acids. Gene Ontology annotation, cellular component: cytoplasm; intracellular anatomical structure; nucleus.